Scylla paramamosain (green mud crab) is the source of this 3502-nucleotide messenger RNA. RefSeq lists its product as uncharacterized. NCBI's taxonomy places the organism in Eukaryota, Metazoa, Arthropoda, Malacostraca, Decapoda, Portunidae. Bases 147 to 3164 code for a protein of 1005 amino acids. The record is from RefSeq and is a predicted model, not a curated record. The transcript has 6 exons.
GUUGCAACGAAUGCCAGUGUUUGUUUGCCCUUUGUGCUGUGAUUUUAGGCAUUGGCUGAACGCUCUGUGUGUCUCCUGCAUCGUCACAGAUGGUGUGGCGUCUCCAGACAAGUGAACGUGAGGAGCCGUGGUGAAAAAACACUGCCAUGGCCGCGACAGUGGAUUAUUCACAUGUCAAGCUGCUAUGCAUUUUCAUGGAUCCAGGAGCAGUUGUGCUCUUUCACGCUCUGAAAUGCGGCACAAACAAGGACGCUUCCGUCACCCUCGUGAACCACCUGACCAACCUCCCAGACACUUCGACGGCCAAUUACCGCACACUCAACGGCGAGCAGAGGAGGAAGGCGUUUACUUCCUCUGAGAGAAAUCAGAUGGCCAAUGACCCCUCGUGCCAGAGCUUUGAUAUAACACUGCUGUACAAGAGCAUAAGGCUGGCCUGCGAAAAUGUUGCAGGACCCAAUGAUGCACGCUGGCAAGAUGAUACAGUGAUGGAAGGCCUGAUCACCAAAAUAAAAGACGAGAGAAACCAGUGGGUGCAUAAAAAGCUUCAGAUGACAGAUGAACAGCAGUUCCUGGAGAAAGUUGAGGAGCUCAAGAGAAUCUUCAUCAGAACCCUUCAGGCAAUCAAGGACAAGUACAGAGUCAAUGACGCUGAGACCACAAAUAUAAUUGACAACAUAACAAGGCAUAUAGAAAAUAUAUGUCUAGCCUUUGAUGAUAAAGUUAUCUUAGAGAUGAAUUUUGAUAAACGGCUUCAUUUGUUUAAGGAAGUGACAGUGGGUCACCUGAGAGAUAUUUACAGACAGUUUGAAUAUUUUGACCCACUGUCCUUCCUCAAUGGAUCCCAAGAACGGAUCCACAUCCAGACUGUAUUUUCAAAACUUGUCCUUAAACAACAACCCACAUCACUUGAAAUAGACUCAUUAGAACUUUUAAAAGUUCUAACAGAAGAGUCGCAGCCCUCGCAGCCUGUCCAGGACCAAAAGUCACACUUUGCUUUGGUGAGUGGUAUCGCUGGGAGUGGUAAGACCACCCUGCUCACUUUCAUCUUGUCAGAGUGGCUCAAAAAAGACUGUGACCGCCGCGUCACACACCUAGAGGAGUACGACAUUGUACUCAGAAUACUCUGCCGGGACACAGAUGCCGAAGAUCUGGAGACAUUCCUGACCCUGGUUCUCCCGCCUAGUCUGUCUAGUCUGCCAGUGUUUAAUAAGUCUCUUGUAAACUAUUUAAAGAACUGUAAAAUGCUGUUCCUCAUCGAUGGUCUGGAUGAGCUGAACAGCACCUCUGAAAAUCUCAUCACUAAUAUUCUGAAUAUAACUAAAUAUAACAAAAAAUUUUCAGUUCUCGCCACCUCACGACCAGAGCGAGUGGAUCAGUUCUUGGCCCGCACACGACAGGACUAUAAGCAAUCACAUAUAUCUAUCGUGGGGAUUCCUGUCCCUAGGAGGAUGGAAUUUGCAAUCCAAUAUUCUACCUCCAUAAACCAGGAUAAGUUGAGGGAGUUCAUAAGGAAACAAGGCGAUAUGACCUUGUUUGAGCUUCCCCUUAACCUUUUAUUUCUGGUUACAUUAUUUGAAGACAAUCCUGAUUGCAUUAAAGAAAACAUUACGCAGUCCAGCUUGUACACCAACAUCCACGUUUGGUGCACAGAAAAGCUGCGCAACAGAAUAUCCGUGAACCCCACAUGGGGAAAGAAGAGGCCACAGACCCUCAAGACGAGGAUAAAAAGAGUGGUGAAAGAGAUGUACCAAAUGGCGCUACAAGGUCUGCUGCAGGACAGACUGAGCCUCUCAGAGGAGGAAACCGAGCGGCUGACGGAUUGCUGUGAGAGAGAGGACCUGCCGGCCCAACAAGUCCUGGGAGCCUUCUUCACUCUACAGUUGUCUAUCACCAACAAAGUACGCCAAGAAAACUACGCCAUGCCCCACAAAGGGCUGAUGGAACAUUUUGCUGCUCGACAUAUCAUAGAGCACCUUCAGGACAGAUCCGUCCAAGAACCAGGAGCCAUUAGGAGCCUGCUUCAGGGCGCUGCUCGGCCACAGUUUCAGCCUCUUAAUCUUCGGGGUCUUCGUAACCUUUUCUGGCAUGUGGCGGGACUGUUGGCCACACCAGACUUUCCAAAACGUCCCGGUACCAUAAAGGAGGUGAUAGAUAUGCUGGCAGAGACUGGCACAAAAUGGAAAGAAUGGCUGUCAUUAGUGGAAGACACAAAUUAUAAUGAAAGCUUCCUGAAGGGCAUCGCUCGCCAUGUCACAGAAAACCCUCCUGGUGGCGAAAUAAAGAUAGGAGACAAUACGUUGGCCAGCGCUGCGGCACUGCUCCCCCAUAUUCCCGCAACAACAGUGGUUCUAGACCUGAAGAACAAAAACGUGAAUGUGGAGAAUGUUCGUGCCUUGAAUGAUCAUCAUUGCAGUACGUUGACGUUGCAGCACCAUUACGAGCAUCCCGGCAACCUACCCGCCUCAGACACAGUGAUACACGCCAUAAACAGGACUCGCCUUAAGCAGUUCACGGGUCACCUGAGUGCUGAGUGCGUGGCACUGCUUCCUGAAUGCCUUACGGUGUUGCGCCUGGCUGUAUCUAGUGAUGAGCACGCUUCCAGCCUCCUAGCAGCCCUCACCCAAGCCGCUUCAUCUCUCCCUAACUUGUGGUGGCUUGACAUACACGUUCCAGUAGCGAUGGUAACACCAGCGGCGGUUCCUUCACCAUUGCCUGAAAUCAGCAGUGUGCACCUAGUCUUCUCUGGCGUGAACGAAAGCCUGAUGGAGGAAGCGUGUCAAAUGGCGGCGGUACUCUUGCCUCGGAGAGGAUAUUAUGGCAUUGCGUUCCCCGGGGCCAGGAUGGAGGCAGCACAGUGGCGGCAUCUGCUUCACCUGAUGGCGGCAGCAGGGGACACGGUGUGGGGCAGAGGUCUGCUAGCAGGUGUUUGGAUACCACAGCAAACCAUCACACUGGAGGAGUGGAGAGAGCUGACGCACCUUGCUGACACUUUGUGGGGGUGUAUGGUGAUCAGGCUUCCUGACAAGGCGUGUUUCCUGCAUUAUCUGCUUCAUGCUGCUGCUGAUGAUGAUGAUGAUAAUGGUGAUAAUGGUGGUAAUGAUGAUGAUGAUGAUGAUGAUGAUGAUGAUGAUGAGGAGGAGGAGGAGGAGGAGGAGGAGGACUAAAACAAUGCUAGUAUGAACAGUAAUGGUAACAACUCAUUAUUGUCAAUAUUGGUAAUACUGUGUUAGUAAGCAGUGGUAACAUAUCAUUGUCAUUACUACUUCUACUACUACUACUACUACUACUAUUAUUAUUAUCAUAAUUAUUUUUUUAUGCAUUUAACUACUCUUGAUAUUUUACCAAUGAUUUAUGAUUGAUAGGCUGCAAUCAAGGCUUUACUUUCAGUAGUUUUCAAAACUGUUUCUUUAGGCUAUAACAAAAAUGUGCCUCGUUAAUAUUUGGGCCUGAAUUAAAACUUUGGUUUCAAGCCUUUUAGGCAAAUACACAAUUUUUAUUUUAA